AUGGAUAAAAACGGUAUUGUGUUGAUGCAAAGAUACAAAUCAGGUCGUCUCCUAGGUCAAGGCACAUUCGCAAAAGUUCACCACGCACGUAACCUAAAAACAGGAGAAAACGUAGCUAUCAAUCAAUUGAUCGGUGCAAUCGAUUAUUUCCAUAGCCGUGGUGUUUACCACCGUGAUCUCAAACCAGAGAAUCUACUUCUAGACGAAAAUGACGAUUUGAAAAUAUCUGAUUUUGGUCUUAGCGCGUUGAGAGAGUCUAAGAAACAAGAUGGCUUGCUACACACGACAUGUGGAACACCUGCUUACGUGGCGCAUGAAGUGAUCUCCAAGAAAGGUUAUGAUGGUGCUAAAGCUGUUGUUUGGUCUUGUGGAGUUGUGUUGUACUGUGAGGUCAAGAAGCUAUUAUCUAGGAUCUUGGAUCCUAACCCUAAUUCACGAAUCAAGAUUGACAAAAUCAUGGGGAACUCUUGUUUUCAAAAUGGUUUCAAGAAGAUUGAAGCGCCUAAAUCGCUUGAUAGUCAUCAGAUAGAAUCUCUAAUGAGCAACGUGCAUACAGCAUUUCCAGUGCAGCCGAUGUGUUACAACGCAUUUGACCUAAUAUCUUCGCUGUCUCACGGGUUUGAUCUCUCGGGGUUGUUUGAGAAAGAAAAGAGAUCAGAAUCAAUGUUUACGACAAAGAAGGAACCGAAAGAGAUAGUGUCGAAGUUUGAAGAGAUAGCUACGAGUAGUGAGAGAUUUGAUUUGAAGAAGAUCAAUGUAGGAGUGAUCAAGAUGGAAGAUAGAAGAGAAGGAAGAAAAGGACAAGUUGCGAUUGAGGUUGAGAUAUUUGAAGUGACAAAGCGUUUUAAUAUGGUUGAGUUUAAUAAAAGUGGAGGUGCUACGAUGGAGUAUAAACAGUUUUGUGAUCGUGAGCUUAAGCCUUCCUUGAAAGAUAUUGUUUGGAAAUGGCAAGGAAACUAG
Messenger RNA from Brassica napus (rape), 960 nucleotides. Its product is annotated as CBL-interacting serine/threonine-protein kinase 20-like. Bases 1 to 960 code for a protein of 319 amino acids. The transcript has 3 exons. Gene Ontology annotation, molecular function: protein kinase activity; ATP binding. The record is from RefSeq and is a predicted model, not a curated record. Gene Ontology annotation, biological process: signal transduction; protein phosphorylation. NCBI's taxonomy places the organism in Eukaryota, Viridiplantae, Streptophyta, Magnoliopsida, Brassicales, Brassicaceae.